Messenger RNA from Mitosporidium daphniae, 1641 nucleotides. Its product is annotated as dihydrolipoyl dehydrogenase. The record is from RefSeq and is a predicted model, not a curated record. NCBI's taxonomy places the organism in Eukaryota, Fungi, Microsporidia. Bases 1 to 1641 code for a protein of 546 amino acids. The transcript is spliced from 6 exons. Gene Ontology annotation, cellular component: mitochondrion; oxoglutarate dehydrogenase complex. Gene Ontology annotation, molecular function: flavin adenine dinucleotide binding; dihydrolipoyl dehydrogenase (NADH) activity.
AUGAGAUCUCUGUUUAUUCGACACGUUAAAACUCCGGUUCAGUACGAUUUGGCCAUAAUUGGGGCCGGUCCUGGUGGCUAUGUUUCCGCAAUAAGGGCUGCACAAAAUGGCCUCAAAGUCGUUUGCGUCGAAAAGAGAGCCACUCUAGGUGGAACAUGCCUAAACAUAGGAUGCAUCCCUUCAAAGGCUUUGUUGAACAACUCGCAUUUAUUUGAAAUGGCAUCCAAGGAUUUUAAAUCUCGCGGAAUCGAUCUCUCUUCCCCGCCUCAACUCAAUUUAGCGAACAUGCUCGAGUACAAAGAUAAAGCGGUCAGCCAACUCACUAAAGGAAUUGAAUUUCUAUUCAAGAAAAACAAGGUCGAUUGGAUCAAGGGAACCGGGACGUUUGUCGAUCAAAACUGCAUCUCCAUUAAAGACCCAAAUACGGGAGCAGAUGUUAAUCUCAUCAAAGCGAAAAAUAUUGUAAUAGCGACCGGAUCUACCUCAAUGGAAUUCCCAGGUGUCAAGAUUGAUGAAAAGAAAAUCCUUUCAUCUACAGGUGCGCUUUCGUUGAAAGAGGUCCCUAAAAAAAUGACCGUUAUUGGGGGCGGCAUAAUUGGGCUGGAAUUGGGCUCCGUCUGGUCACGACUUGGCUCUCAAGUUACAGUUGUAGAAUUUCUAGACUCUAUUGGAGCAGGGAUGGAUCGCUCGGUUUCUUCGGCAUUCCAAAAGAUUCUUGCAAAGCAAGAGAUCAGCUUUAAACUUGGGACAAAAGUCACGGAAGUUGUCACACGAUCUGACUCGUCUGUUUCGGUCAAAAUUCAGCCCUCUUCGGGCGGUGCGCACGAAGAGCUCGUCUGCGACACCGUUCUUGUGUCCGUGGGACGUCGCCCAUAUACUGAAGGAUUGGGGCUGUCUUCCAUCAAGCUGGACAACAAAGGUAGAAUUGUCACUGACGGGCAUUUUAGGACCUCGGUCCCUAAUAUCUACGCCAUCGGCGACGUUGUUGCCGGACCUAUGCUUGCACAUAAAGCUGAAGAAGAAGGUAUUUAUGUUGCAGAUUUGAUAUCUGGAAAGCUUGCAAAAAGAGAAGCCAAUCCUCAUCGGAUUGUCAUUCCAAGCGUCGUCUAUACACAUCCAGAAGUUGCCUGGGCUGGUUAUACUGAAGAACAGUUGAAAGCUUCCAACGGCAAAUAUCAUGUUGGAACUUUUCCAUUCCUUGCUAAUUCUCGUGCAAAGGUCAAUAAUGAUUUUGAGGGUUCCAUCAAGGUGAUUGCAUCUCCUGAAGGCCUAAUGUUGGGCUGCCAUAUUAUCGGUCCAAAUGCUGGUGAAAUGAUCAGCGAGGCUGUUAUGGCGAUGCAAAAUUCGAUCUCUAUUUUUCAAAUAGCGAAUACAUGCCAUGCCCAUCCUACGCUUUCAGAGGCGUUUAAAGAGGCCUCAGUAUUUGAAAACAUCUACUAUGGCGAUGGUGACGGUGCUGACGGUGGUGACGGUGGUGACGGUGGUGACGGUGGUGACGAUUGUGCCGAUUGUGCCGAUGGUGACGGCGCUGAAGAUGAUGUCAUAGACUUUUUUAAAAAGGUUUCGGAUGCCUCUUGUAAGGACGAUUUGGAAAUCUGCAAUGCCCCAAGUUUCUGUUCAAUUUCUUUGAUAGAACCUUGA